GAUGGCUCACCUGAAGCAGACUUUUUCAUCUCUUUUCAACUGCUUAAGGGAAACACCGUCUCUCUUUUUGGGACUUAUGAGGUUGGACAGCUGCCUAGACACUGAUGAAGAACGUGUGAAUUUUGCUAGAAGAGAUGAAUUGAACAGAGCUCACAGUGAGGAACCAGAUGGACCCCUGAACUUUGAGCUUGAUGUUUGUCACCAGGAUCCAGAAUACAUGUUCCCAGCUCCCUUGCCACAUGCCCAGGUCAAACUGAUCACCAGCUGGGAAGCAGGAUGGAAUGUAACAAACGCCAUUCAGGGAAUAUUUGUCCUAGGAUUGCCGUAUGCUCUCCUCCACAGUGGAUACAGUGGCCUACUUCUUAUUGUCUUGGCUGCAGCAUUAUGCUGUUACACAGGCAAAAUUCUAAUUGUUUGCUUGUAUGAAGAAAAUGAAGAUGGGCAACUGGUAAGAGUGAGAGACACGUAUGAAGAUAUUGCAAAUGCCUGCUGCAAAAAGCUGUCUCCCAAACUAGGUGGCAUAAUUGUCAAUGUGACCCAAGUGGUGGAACUGAUCAUGACAUGUAUUUUGUAUCUGAUUGUUAGUGGGAACUUGCUGUCACAGAGUUUUCCAUACAUAGCACUGACUGAGAAAACUUGGUCUGUAAUUGCAUUUGUUACUCUGUUACCUUGUGUAUUUAUCAGAACUCUCAAAAUUGUUUCCAAACUCAGCCAGCUUUGCUCCUUGGUUCACUUUGUUAUCAUCCUUGUAGUGAUGACUUACUGUCUUACACAAAUACACCAGUGGUCCUGGGCAAAAUUCAGACUCUCCAUUGAGUUUGAGGACUUCUUGGUCUCCGUAGGAGUGAUUAUUUUCAGUUACACUUCGCAAAUAUUUCUUCCCACACUUGAAGGUAACAUGAAAAACCCAGAGGAAUUUAGGUGUAUGCUGAAUUGGACUCACUUUUUUGCCUGUGUCUUGAAAACAACCUUUGCACUGACUGCUUUCUUGACCUGGGGUGAAGAAACAAAGGAAGUUAUUACAGACAACCUGCCAUCAUUUCUUAAAACACUUGUGAAUUUAUGUCUCUUAACCAAGGCUCUUCUUUCUUACCCUUUGCCCUUUUUUGCAGCCACAGAAAUUGUGUAUUCCUGUAUUUCUAAAGGCAACCAUUCCAAUUACAGAUCUCUAUUACUUUUGCUGGGUGUAAGAGGCUCAUUUCUCUUGUUAACUCUGCUGAUGGCCAUGUUUACACCACAUUUUGCCCUGUUGAUGGGUUUAUCAGGCAGUGUAACAGGUGCUGCUAUGACUUUUCUCCUUCCUUCUCUCUUCCAUUUAAAACUUAAAUGGAAAAAACUGUCCUUCUUAGAGAAAUGUGCAGAUAUCUCUGUUUUUAUUUUGGGCCUCCUUUGUAGCCUCGCAGGCAUAGUUUGCUCAAUAAAAGGGCUGCUUGAAGUAUUUGGAGGAGUGUAAAAGAUUUCCUGAAAGACAAAUAAAGAUCAAAUCUUAUUAAUACUUUUUACUCUGUUAAUCAGUAUAUAAGAAAUUUUGUCACUAGGUAGAACUAAGCAUGUGCUUAAAGAUUUGCAGAGUCAAGGCUUCAACCGGAAAAGUAUGUGGCUCUAAGCAAAUUGGAAAAUAACCUACAGAGCCAAAAAAGUACAAAACUAGACCUCUUUAAAAUCUUGAGAAGAAAGAUGUUGCAGAUGGUUUAGCAUGAAGAUAAUUUUAAAGUAAUACUAUAUGGUUUUAUUCAUACAUGACAGGCACAUCCUAAAAUUACUACUGCAACUGAUUCCACCAAUUGAACCAGAAUUCUUCAUAAGGUUACACGCUGUUCAGUCUCAAAGCUAUCAAAACUAGCUUACAGGAAGUGAGUUACAGAGAACUAUUAUUGCAAAUGGAUGAAAUAUGAUUUCACAUUACUGGCAGAAUGCAAUUCAACAUGUGAACAGAACAAAUCAGUGAAUUUUGUUUUAUAUGUAAGACAAAUUCUACUACUUGUUUUUUAAAUGAAUAGGCAAAAAGAGAGCUCAGUUUAGAACACCUUUGAAAGCCUGCUUUUAUCAUGAGUUCAAAUGGGAAUGCAGUCACAGUAAAAGGGGCGUUCUAACAGCUCAAAGUCACAGAAAAGAGAACUUGUUCUGAAAUAAGCUAUAGCCAGUGACUGCAGAAUUUCUUCAAGUCUAACUCCCAAGAUUCAUACCUCUGCAAUGCACUUGUUCUAUUGGUUGGGUUACAAGGAGUCUCGCUGGUAGCAUGAAAAAGUUAACAUGCAGUUCACUAAUCCUCUUAAGCAGGAGAUUUCUUUGAUCUAUGUAUUUUAUCUGAUUCUAUUAAAAGCUCAAUGUAGUAAAUCAAGCUCAAUAAACAGUAACACAGUUAACUUCUUUUACAAUUUGGUAGAUCUUCAGAUUUAAAAGAUAUUGGCUUAAUGAAAAUAUCAAAAUUGCAAUGUAUUUUACAUUAAUGAUAAAACAUUAUGACAAGAAGCAAUCCAAUCAGAGUGCUCUAAUGAAUACAUAUUAUCUUAUUGCACUAAAUCUCUGUUAUAUUAAGUAAUUAAAGUAAAAAUUUGGAAGAAGAAAGUGUGCAUUUUUGUUAUGAACAAUUUCACACAACCUUCUACUGUGUCAUGUGGAAAAGUCUUUACAUGUCAACAUAAGACUGGAUGAUAAACAGCCUAAGAGCAACUGCUUAACUAAACCAUCUUGCUAUGCAGUAUCUUACUAUUAAUGCUUCUGUUCUGUAUGAACAACAGUUUCCUCUCGAAGCUAAUUUGCUGAAUGAUAAAUAACAUCCAAUUAAACAAAACAGAGGAGUUUUGAAAAGCCUUGUAUGUCACCCUGUUCCUUCCUUGUCUGCUAAUGUAUGCUUGUCAUAUGGAAUAGUGACAAAAAGUUUAUUAAAACAGAUUAAUUGCCUAAUCCUAAUGUUAUGAAGAAAACUGUGGAAGUAACUAGUCUCUUAGAAUUUUAUUACUUCUUUUGUACAAGGGGUCAAAUCUGCAUUCAAAUACACAACAAUUUUAUUGAUAUUAAAAUUUGUGCUAGAGCAAAUAGGAGGUAUGUAUUUCUAAAGAGACUUUUUAUUUUUAUGUAAAAUGUCAAAAAUACAUUACUCACUGAAAUAGUUGAAAGCUUAUUAUUACUCCUAUGAUGCAGUCAGAAGGAUAUUAUUACUUGGAUGAUAUUAAUCAAAGGGUACCAUUACUUUUUGUGUGGUGAAGCUUCAUAGAUAAACAAACAUGCAGGACACUAUUUUUUCUAUUUAUCCCGUAUAAAUCUCUGAGGACAGAGGGAGGUUGUCCAAAGAUUCUUUGUUUUGCAAAGAUUCUUUCAGUUACUUUGCUCAAAAACUCUCUCAAAAAAAAAAAAAAAAAAGAAAAGAAAAAAAGCGCCAUUUUCCCCAUCUCCUACUUCUAUUAAAUGUGUUUUGUCUCUAACUCUUCAGAAAAUCUUGGGAUUAUCUCCAUGCAUUUGCCGAUGAGAAAAGAUUGAAAAUGGGAAAAGCAAUUUAUUUGUAUGGCAGUUUUAGAAAUUCCCUGGCUCAUCAGUGUGAUUCAAAACUGGCUUUAGCUGGACUUUCUUCUCUCAGACUUUCCAAGAAGCCCAUGCCAAUUACUUUUGAGUCAAAGAUGGCUAUUCACCACUUAAAAAUGAUCUUACUUAUGUAAGAUCUUUUCUACAAGGAUAAAUUAUUUCUGUUUUAUAAGAUAUGUACUAUUUUUGUCCUUAUUUAAUCAUUUAUAUAAUUCCUGUUAACAUCAGGGAACAGCAAGGGCUAUGAUUAACAAGUAGAUGCAACUGUAAAUGCACAAAAGAGAAAGUCAUCCAAGUGCAAGGCCUACAGAAGUCACUUGCAGAGAUCACUAGAUUAAGAGACAAAACAUAGUUUUGUGGUCAAUACUUGGCAAUUUUGAAGAGUGCCAUUGUUUGAGGAACACAAAAGAUGUAUGAGCUUCCCUUUGAAGCUAUGGCCAGAUAUCUUGAUGAGAAACUCUCUUCUGGGGUCAAGAUUAAAUGAAGCUCUCAACUUGGAAAGGCAGAGAUACACACCCUACAGACCAAGCCUGAAAGUGGUGCUCAGCACACUACAAAGACAAAAAUAAAUAUUCAUGAUGUAAGGUUAACUCACUGGAUUUCAUUUCCUAAAACACGCAAUUGCAUCUUUUUAGAUAAAAACUUAUUUCUGAAUAUUUUCCAAUGGCAAAAUUCUAUUAAUAGUAUACAUAAAAUAUUUGCAACCUUCUAUAUUAGACAUUAAAAUACCAUCAAUAGAAUAUGUUCAGAGGACCUGGAAAGGUAGUAUGACUAGCAAUUAUGAACCAGGAAGAACUGCAUUUAUCUCUGUAAUGUCUAUUAGGAAUUUUUGUCACUAAAUUUACACUACCAAUCAUUAGAAUCAUUGAAGCUAGGAAACUAAAAGACUGAUUAAACAUUAAUCUAUUAUUUUGGGCCACUCCUUGAUUAUUCAUUGUAAUAUGAUGGUGCUUUAUCAAAAUUAAUUCUGAAAGCAAACAAUGAACAGUAGUAAACAUGAAGAAAAUGCUAAGUAACAAAUUAUGUGUUGAAAUAAAGCAUUUGCUAACAGUCUUACUUCGUUUGUUUUGCCAGUAGAAGUAUGAGCAAAGGAACCUGUUUCCUUUCAGCGACAGUAACACAGGCACUGCCCAAAAUGCUUCUCCCAUUUUGUAGAGAUUGCAGUGUAAACACCAAACCCUACAUUCCUACUUCCGACAGUAGUCAUGCAGCUUUAAGUGAAUCAGAUUACUCUAAAAUAAAAAUAUACGUUCAGCUAAGGCAUCUGAGGAACUUCAAGUGUUUAUUUAUGAAGUCUUUUCAAAGCUUAAGUCUGAAAUUAGAAUGAAAACCUCACUCCCACUGACUCAGUGGGAAUAUAAUCAUUUACUUCAGUGUAUCAAGGCUCUAACAUCUACGGUCCAUUAACAAUACUUAAUUUACACCAAAGCUUGGUCAUCACUUUACUUCAUUGCUGUAGUUUCUUUUCCACAUUAUUCCAUCUUUUCUCUUUUUCCAGCAGUCAGAUAAAUGUUUUUCCUGCCGAUGCUACUAAAAUGUUACAGAGAUGUCAGAAGAGCUAUUGAAAGAGGCUCUUGAGGCUAACACUAUUUCAUUUACUCUUCAUCCUUGAUUGCUCACUUUAUUUUUAUUUUGUGAAUUUUGAACUGCAUGUACAAAAUUCACUUCCCAGUAACUGGUUAUUCUGAAAAAAUGAUUGUAUAAAAAUAGAACAAAUAAGAUAUCCUGCAACUGUUUCAUUAAAUCAAGUUACAAUUUUCAUAUUUCUUUUCAGAACUACAACAUUUUAAAAACUGAUAGCUGAUUUAUAGAAAUAAUUUAUCCAUUCUUCUAGAUAUUAAUUAUCUAGAUGAUAUAUUGGUCUUGGAAAACAUUCAUCUUCCAAAAUCGAGUUGAAAAGGGAAUGUAUCUCAAAAAUAUUUUGAUAGUAUGAUGAGAUUUAGUUGUCUCGAGAGCUCAUAUGGGAAAUAAAAUGUUGGAAAAUUUAUUGUGUUCUUUAGCAGCUGACAAUGAAUUUGCAAAUACACAGUCUAAAAUCCACUUAAAUAUUUUGUCAACAGCUUAAGUGUUUGUCAAGCUGUUGCCACUUUGAAGUUAGCUGUUAUUCAUUCUUGCAUGAUGUCAUUACCUUUUUAUGUGGUCACCCCUCAAACUUCUAAUAUAUUUGUCUUCACAUUGCCUCUUUGAGGGAUGGAAGUUCCAAAAUCUUCAUUUUACAGUUUUGAAACCAAUACUCAGAACAGAGAUGACACCAAAAGGGAAUCCCAAGGAAUGUCUAGGUUAAUACUUGUCAUUAUACCAUGCUUUCAUGGUGAUCCUGACAGUGAACACUUCUUUUUUUUUUCUCUCAUUGAUCCUUCAUUUUAUCUCCUUUGUCAGUUUGUGCCAGGAUAACAUGAAGGUAUAUAACACAGCAAGCAGCCCAUUAUGCAGCUUUAAUAUUUAACUGAAAGCUGCCUUUCCCAUUUAACUUUUUUUUCUUUUAAGACAAAAAAAUAUGAAGUGAUUCAGGAAAAUUAAAUAUCUAAAUAAUUAUAUAUAGAGAGACACAACAAGUGAUACAAAAGAAAAAAGGCACAUGGGAGACAAAUUAUAGACAGAGUAAAUACAACACAGAAGGCAAAAGGGGAGAUGAGGGAAAAAGUGUAUUGAUUGGAAGGGUAAAACUGAAAACUGACAAAAAGUCGAGAACAACUGAAAAAGGAGAAGAAAAACACAGAAGGGAAAAAGCUCAGAAGUAAAGAAGGGGAAGACAAAGUGGGGGAAAUGGUUUGAUGUGUUAGCGAUAUCAUCUGUAAAUAUUUUCUACAAUUUUGAACAAGCAGUAAUUCAAGCUUUUCUAGUUAAUGCAAGUCAAUAUAUUCUGUGUGUGAACAGUUUUCAUUUCUUUCACUUCCCCAAACCUCUUAUGAAUUCAAAUCAUUCUCAUUUGUCUGGAACUACCUCUAUGUUUAAUGUUUUCUGUUACCCAAAGGAAUUUGAAAAAAUG
Molecule: messenger RNA, 6511 nt
Organism: Pseudopipra pipra
Lineage: Eukaryota; Metazoa; Chordata; Aves; Passeriformes; Pipridae
Product: vesicular inhibitory amino acid transporter-like
Exons: 2
Coding region: 2-1453 (483 amino acids)
Biological process (GO): amino acid transmembrane transport
Cellular component (GO): vacuolar membrane
Molecular function (GO): L-amino acid transmembrane transporter activity
Source: RefSeq, a predicted model, not a curated record